UAUACGAAGGACUCCGGAUAGACAACGAGUAUCAUCACGUCAAGGACGUCCAGGUGAAGCCGACGAACUCCUGCCGUCAGACAGUGCCACCCUUUUUCGAAACCGGCUCGACGUCUCGUCAAAAGUCGUGGGAAUGCGGAAGCCGGUGCUUUGAAGCCAUUCCAUUCUCGACCACAACUACAACGGCACUUUUUCCUGUUACAAUUCGGCCAUCUACUUCCAAUCCUUCUCUGUCAUUGUUGCUGAAUAGCAUCAGUGCCAUGGCGAAGCCCUCCCAACCUCGUCGUUAUCCUUCCGGUGCAGGCAUUGACCCUCAACUGCAACUCCUGCCUAUUUUGACACCAGUCUACUCGUGCAUUGACCUUCUUGUGAAGUGAUGCCCUCGGCCGCUCUCCUAUCGAGGUGUUCCUGGUGUAAAAAUAUCAUACGGAGAUGCUGGGAAGACUGAUACAAGGAUACUCCAGAGGCGGGCAGCUGGAGAGCGCAACCGACGAGACUCACACCCGCACUCUUCUCUGGCCAGAGAUCUCUCCCGACGCACGUUAUGGCUCUCUCUCACCGCCUACCACUCCAUUUGGCUCGCCAAAUGUUCGCGCCUCGCCUUUUGACGAUCGAAUAGGCUUGGACCUGAAUCAGACCAAAGAUCUGAGAAUCAUUAUCGCUCAAGAUGCAUUUGGCACGCAUGACCGCCCUCUGCUCCUCUACGAUACCGCCACCGCCGAGUUGAUCUCUGAUGCCGCUCUCCCUACAAGGCAGCAUGCCUCUCCGUUCGCCAACGACGCGACAUCCAGACCCGAACACAGUCCGCCAGUCACGGGCCAUAUGAGAAAUAGAAGCUCUACAAUUUCUGGGUCGACGGCGUCAUGGGCUCGCCCCAAUAAAGAGUCUGAACCGACAGACCAUCUCAGCAAUAUCCUGGACUGCAUGUUUGGAGUUACCAGUGCCACAAAGUCAGGAUCAAGCACCAAGAUACAUGUUUUGCCAGGAGAUCAUACUGCUACCAGUGGUCCCACUGCUAGAACACCAACCUCGAAUGCUCCCAAUGCAGCUGCAGUCCGAGCCCCUCUGUUACGAGCAAAGACUUCCAUAAACGCCGCCACUACUCACCGUCAGAGUGUAGCGCCCAAGGGAUCCGAGGUCGAAGGUCGAGACUCCAUCUUGAUCACUCGGAUGUUCCCCGUCACAUUACCCGAAACUAAGGAUGAUCUGAGACAGCAUCGAAGCUCUUCAGCAGGGCAGAGUGACGUCGCAAGUCCAACAACGCAUGGCCGAGAACUACCUGAGGGUCAAGCUAACCAGGGAAAGAAGCCCAAGCUUGUGGAAAAAAAGACUCCAGUCUAUGCGAUUGGAUUGCUGUUCUAUAUAUCGCGGUCUAGCGAUAAUCGCCCGGGCACUUCUUCCACCCGUCCAGCCUCCAGGGCUUCUUUCACCGGAGCGUCCGCCCCUGGUUCUUACGGAUCCGAUGCCUCUUGGACAUUCCUGAAUGCAAUUCCUGAGCACCUAACAUCUCCAGAAGCAACCGGUCAGCUGACCGAUCGAAGCAUGGACAUAAUUGUGCAAAAUUGGGAUGUGAUUUUGAGAAGCCUUUCUGUUGUCGAACGGGCUGCUCAUGUUGAGAUUGGUGAUCUGUUACAGGAGGUGAACUUGGCCAUGAUUUCUUCAGCCGCAAAAGCUCCAAAAGGUCCCGCAGAGCAGCGUACCAAUCAGCGCAACGUCUAUCUCAGAUGUCCUAAUCUGCUGGCUCAGACCGCGCGUAUGCAUCCGUUGGUGAAACAUGCACUAUGGCGAAUGUCGUACGCCCUACGGAUCCCACGCGUGCUCACUGGAUUCGGUCUCGACAAUGGCGGCCACUGGGUUGAUGAAGCCCGGUACCUCGUCCGUGUUUGCGGUAACAAACAGCAGAAUUUUUUUCUCUUCAAUCUCCUGACUGCUUUUCUUGGGAACCAUACUGAAUGGCUUGAGUGGCUGGGCCCAGACUGGUAUCGGAAACAAAUCAAGUCCCUAAAUAAGGCUCGAACUCCAUCAAGCUGCCUCGCAUCUCGUACCGUUAUUAUUUGCGACAACCGAUCAAUGACACGACGCCUCAUAUUCCUGCUGGCUUCAUUUCUGCCACCCUCGGUGGGAGCCACCGCGCUUGCGAAGGCGGGCGCUGAAUGUAUGGUGCCGAUCCUGACUCCCGACAUAGACUCCUCUUCAGCUGCAAGCAAGACGGUCAAUGGGGCCUCCACGCGUCGUCACAUCCACUCGAAGUCGCGAGAAAGCUCGGUGACUUUUCCGCUUCGGGAGGUAUCCAGCUUGUCCACCAGUGCAUCAUCGACCGACAGUCUUGGAGGACUUCGGAGGGCCUUACCAAGCAGUUCCCGUUCAGUUCUGUCCCGGGCAGACGCCGAAUCAGGAGCCAACAAACCAUUGUCAGUAUUCACACCUGACGGACGCAGCUCAAUGCAGAAAACAAACGCCACAAGUUCGACCGCCACCCCAGGCACUAGUACCCCUGUCCCUCAUUUCUCCACCAAGACCGAUAGCUAUUUCCCUGAUACAGCUGUAGCGGAUGUCGAAGAGACCGGUGCCAGUGCUGACCUGGCUAGGAUUCUUCGAAGGGAUAGCGUCAGUCACUCUCAGGCCGGCCAAUCCAGCAUCAACUGGGGCUCAUUGAUCAGCAACGUCAGUGGGCUGUGGGGUAAAGGGUCAAAUUCGUCCUCUACCAUGAAUCAGGCUCCGACUUCGAUUACCACAGGAAGUCUGAGGGACCGCCGUAGACAUGCUCCCCGAUCUGUUCCCAUACAAACAAGACGGCCGACUCAUCUAGAAAAAAUGGUGGAUGAGGCCAGCAAUCUGCGCGAUACUUCAACGGAAGGCCAAAGUACUGGAGUUAUACUACCUACAAGACCUCCAUCUACGAUUGCCAGCCAAACGCAUCCGCCGCGGCUUCAAGUCGACGAAAAAGAUGGAGUGGUUGACGUCGACAUUUGCCUACCAGGAUUUGUAGGCUGGACGGAGGGGAAAGUUCCUUCACCUGCUUCAUCACUUCGCGUUCGAUCACCAUCCAUCGCUAGCACCGAUGAAGGAGGCUCGUUCUUGAGCCUGCGCUCCAAUGGUACCGAAAGCACGAGUUCAAGUCCACUAAACGUGGCGGGCUAUCUCAAGCGAUAUCAUGAAGAUUUCAUCCUUCAAGGUGUAAAGCCGUAUCAGGAGCUUGAAGAGGAAGUCAGGCAAAGUAUGUCGAGGGAACUUACAAACAGCGAAGAGCUGCGUGGAUCAUUGCCAGAAGAGCGAGAUGGGGAAUUGUGGAUCAAUGUCUGCACCACACUCUUCGCUGACUGCCGGACAUUCACCAUCCGUCGCCUGACUUUGCAGCGUCGAGUAAACCAGGACACGUUCGCAGACAAUAACGUCCCUCACUCCACAGGCAAAUCGGACAAUAUUCCUUCAAAAUCUGGGACGUUGCAAUAUCGCAAAGCCCCCGUGUUUCAAGAUAAUGAUGGCGAGCGGUUCGUGAGCGAGACAGUGAUGGACUUUGACACCACUCUCACUGAUGCGAUCGAGCGGGUCCUUUAUGAGGCAGAGCAGCCGAAACAUAUGUCGGUAACUCCUUCCAGAGCACACUUGAGGACCGUAUCCGCAGCCUCAUCCAUGAGGUCUGAGCCAUUGGAGAUCUCUAGCUCAGGUAAAGCCAGGCACGGGACUCGCACGCCGAUGCUUUUCCGGUCAGACUGCCGACAAGCAGUCGUCGGGGCUUUGGAGGAAGUCGUCAAGAGUGUCAACAAUGACUUGGCGAAGCAUCAUCGCUCGAAAGACGGCAACGGCAAUCUAAAAGUCGAUGGCAAAGCACUGGAGCAAGACAUGAAGCAAGACAAUGUCUUGCGUGAGGGGGUCAAGAAGUGGCUUCUGAACGUUGAGACGAGGAGUGUCUGGUAGACUGCUGCACGACUUGUAUAUAUGAUGACUGAUGAUCACGGUGAGGACUUCGUGAAAUGUGAAGUCCUCUUACCCGCCAAGAUACCCUUUGAGUAGAUGUAUCAUUAGAGAUGCUAGAAGACCGAUGUAUCCUGACUAUACGAGGACACAUCCAUUUGAUAUUAAACUGCAUAGCAGUACUUCACC
Messenger RNA from Exophiala xenobiotica, 4104 nucleotides. RefSeq lists its product as uncharacterized. Bases 433 to 3918 code for a protein of 1161 amino acids. Gene Ontology annotation, molecular function: ATPase inhibitor activity; protein-folding chaperone binding. Gene Ontology annotation, cellular component: cytoplasm. Lineage: Eukaryota; Fungi; Ascomycota; Eurotiomycetes; Chaetothyriales; Herpotrichiellaceae. The record is from RefSeq and is a predicted model, not a curated record. The transcript has a single exon.